CAUCAAUCCGAUCCGCACGGCGACACAGGGCAACACCUCAACGGUUCUACCACCUUGAUCGGAUUCACGCAUUUCAGAAAAUAAUGGCAUUCACACCACGAGGAGGACGCGGCGGCGGACGCGGAGGUGGCCGAGGCGGUUUCAGCGAUCGCGGUGGUCGUGGAGGAGGAAGAGGAGGAGGUCGCGGUGGAGCCCGCGGCGGCGCUCGUGGAGGUGCACGAGGUGGAAGGGGCGGAGGUCGUGGUGGAAGAGGAGGAGCGAGGGGUGGAGCGAAAGGUGGAGCUAAGGUCAUCAUCGAGCCCCAUCGUCACCCGGGCGUCUUCGUCGCCCGUGGAGGCAAGGAGGAUUUGCUUGUCACUAAGAAUCUUACCCCCGGCGAGUCUGUCUAUGGAGAGAAGCGCAUCUCCGUCGCUGCUCCCGCGAACGCUGCCAAUGGCGAUGCCCCAGCCACCACAGUGGAAUACCGCGUGUGGAAUCCUUUCCGAAGCAAGUUGGCCGCUGGUAUCUUGGGUGGUGUCGAGUCCAUCUACAUGAAGCCCGGAUCAAAGGUUCUCUACCUGGGUGCUGCAUCUGGUACCUCCGUAUCGCACGUUGCGGAUAUCGUUGGCCCUGAAGGGACCGUGUUCGCCGUCGAAUUCUCGCACCGCUCCGGCCGUGAUCUGAUCAACAUGGCCACGCACAGGACGAACGUAAUCCCCAUUGUUGAGGACGCUCGUCAUCCCCUGAAGUACCGCAUGCUUGUGAGCAUGGUUGACUGCAUCUUCGCCGACGUUGCCCAACCUGACCAAGCCCGUAUUGUCGGCCUCAACGCACAUCUAUUCUUGAAGGUCGGUGGCGGUGUCAUCGUCUCCAUCAAGGCCAACUGUAUCGAUUCCACUGCCGCUCCCGCGGCCGUGUUCGCGGCCGAGGUCGAGAAGCUCAGGAAAGAGAGGAUAAAGCCCAAGGAGCAGCUGACUCUGGAGCCCUUCGAGAGAGACCACGCCAUGGUGUGUGGUAUCUACCAGAGGGCUGGCUAGAGUGUUGUGCAUUAGCUUUCUGUUUCUGUGCUUAUAGGGUCGGUUGGGCUUCCGGGAUAUGUUGGUCAACUGGCGUUGGGAGUUAAUGAUGUAGGACUGCAAUGGGAAAGACAUGAGCAUCGCAUCCAGGACUCCUGAUGCGCGAAGUCUUGGAUCUCUGUUUUGCUAUACCGAUCGACUUUUCGAAGUUGACAGUAAGAAUGUAAAAUGGUUCGAAAUGCUCAUGUCCGCUACGCUGCUAAUGAAGUAGGACAAAUACGCGUCGCUACGUCUUAAGAACCAGACAUAAUCACUGAUAUUCCC
This is a messenger RNA of Westerdykella ornata, 1319 nucleotides long. Its product is annotated as Fibrillarin. The record is from RefSeq and is a predicted model, not a curated record. Gene Ontology annotation, biological process: box C/D sno(s)RNA 3'-end processing; rRNA methylation. The transcript has 4 exons. Gene Ontology annotation, molecular function: histone H2AQ104 methyltransferase activity; rRNA methyltransferase activity; RNA binding. Gene Ontology annotation, cellular component: nucleolus; small-subunit processome; box C/D methylation guide snoRNP complex. The coding region runs from base 84 to 1016 and encodes 310 amino acids. Lineage: Eukaryota; Fungi; Ascomycota; Dothideomycetes; Pleosporales; Sporormiaceae.